This is a messenger RNA of Bicyclus anynana (squinting bush brown), 1215 nucleotides long. It is a transcript of the gene mRpL39, whose product is annotated as 39S ribosomal protein L39, mitochondrial. Bases 117 to 1139 code for a protein of 340 amino acids. The record is from RefSeq and is a predicted model, not a curated record. Lineage: Eukaryota; Metazoa; Arthropoda; Insecta; Lepidoptera; Nymphalidae. Gene Ontology annotation, cellular component: mitochondrion. Gene Ontology annotation, biological process: threonyl-tRNA aminoacylation. The transcript has 8 exons. Gene Ontology annotation, molecular function: nucleotide binding; threonine-tRNA ligase activity.
UCAGUAUUCAUUGUUUUGAUUUUCGAAAAUAACCUCAAUUUUAAUAACAUCAAAUAAAGUUUGUUUUUGUAAAUUAUUUGAGACUUUUUUUCAACACAAAUCGCAUUUUAUUAAAAAUGAAACAGCACGCGUUAAGUAUUUCGAAAUCGUUGCUUUUAAAUACUAGCGCUAAAUGUUUAUCUUCAAUAAGAUGUCUAAGUACGGAAGAGGCCGUGGAACGUCGGAACCACCUUUUUGUGUUAGAAAAGAAGCGUCAACAUGAGAAAGUUGGGAGAAUUGAGAAAAUAGAAGUGAACUACAAAGGUGUACCCAAGGAUUGUACUUUGAUUAUGAAUAAAGACAUUUCCACUCCCUAUGACUGUGCGAGGCAUUUCAGUGAGUGGCACACAGAGAUGAGUGCACUGGCCCUGCUGGACGGCACACUGCACUGGGACAUGCACAGACCACUCACAGAAAGCUGCACAUUGGAAUUUCAAUCGUUCAACAUAGCUGAGCCGCAGCAAGUCAACAAGGCGUUCUGGCGGACAUGCUCCCUGCUGCUGGGCGCAUGUGCUAGUGUGGCAUUCAAGAGCACAGUGCCAGUUGCACUGCACAGUUUCCCUGGACCUGAUAUACGCAGUGGCUCCUUCAUAUAUGAUGUGGAUCUGCCAACACUACCUGACUGGAGACCCACAUCCCAGGAGCUGCACACCCUGAGCGCAGAGUACAUAAGGAUCUGCAGACAGAAGCUGCCGGUGGAGAGGCUGGAUGUGUCCGAGGAGUUAGCCCUCGAGAUGUUUGUGGACAACCCGCACAAGACCACUCAGAUACCCAGCAUUGCUAAGGCUAAUGGCAAAGUGACGCUGUACAAAGUGGACAAGCACGUGGACAUCUCCAAGGGGCCUUUAAUUGGCAACACAGGGCAGGUCGGCAAGGUGGCCGUCACAGCUGUACACAAACUCACAGGCUCGAACGACAGUGAGGUGAAGCAGCUAUACCGGUUCCAGGGUGUAGCUCUGCCCACCGGUGUCAUACUCAACCACUUCGCCUUCUCCUUGCUCAUUGAGAGGGCUAAGAAACUGAAUUCAGCUCGUUCACCAAUCAACCCAUUUGCAGAUACGCGGGAACCGGCACAUGAAAGUAUAGCUGCUAGAGCAUAACGCGUGUAUUAUCAUAAGAAUUGUAGGUAGUUUUAAAAUAAGGAAACAAUAGAGAUUAAAAUAAUUUAAUAUUUAA